Harpia harpyja (harpy eagle) is the source of this 936-nucleotide messenger RNA. It is a transcript of the gene FOXB2, whose product is annotated as forkhead box B2. The record is from RefSeq and is a predicted model, not a curated record. Gene Ontology annotation, biological process: regulation of transcription by RNA polymerase II; cell differentiation; anatomical structure morphogenesis. NCBI's taxonomy places the organism in Eukaryota, Metazoa, Chordata, Aves, Accipitriformes, Accipitridae. Gene Ontology annotation, molecular function: RNA polymerase II cis-regulatory region sequence-specific DNA binding; DNA-binding transcription factor activity, RNA polymerase II-specific.
AUGCCCAGGCCGGGGAAGAGCUCGUACAGCGACCAGAAGCCGCCCUACUCCUACAUCUCCCUGACGGCCAUGGCCAUCCAGCACUCGGCCGAGAAGAUGCUGCCCCUGAGCGACAUCUACAAGUUCAUCAUGGAGCGGUUCCCCUACUACCGGGAGCACACGCAGCGCUGGCAGAACUCCCUCCGCCACAACCUCUCCUUCAACGACUGCUUCAUCAAGAUCCCCCGCCGCCCCGACCAGCCGGGCAAGGGCAGCUUCUGGGCGCUGCACCCGGACUGCGGGGACAUGUUUGAAAACGGCAGCUUCCUCCGCCGCCGCAAGCGCUUCAAGGUCCUGCGCCCCGAGCAUCACCUGCGGCGGCGGCGGGGCGGGCGGCGGGGCGGGCGGCGGCGGCCCCGGCAAGCCUCCGGCGCCCCCCCCGCACAUGGUGCACUACUUCCAUCCGCACCCGCCGCCGCCUUCUCUCCCUACGGCAGCAGCCAGCCCUCGGGCUUCAAGCACCCCUUCGCCAUCGAGAACAUCAUCGGCAGAGAUUACAAGGGUGUGCUGCAGGCCGGCGGGCUGCCGCUGGCCUCGGUGAUGCACCACCUGGGCUACCCGGUGCCCAGCCAGCUCAGCAGCGUGGUGAGCUCCAUGUGGCCGCACGUGGGGGUGAUGGACUCCGUGGCCGGCGUGUCCGUGUCCCCCGACUACGGACCCUUUGGGGUGCCCGUGAAGGCGCUCUGCCACCCGCCGGCACAGACCAUGCCCGCCGUCCCGGUGCCCAUCAAGCCGGCGCCGGCGAUGCCCGCCGCCCCGGCCAUCCCCGCUCUGACGGUCGCCGCCUCGCAGAUCUGCCCCGCCGCUACCCCGGCCGCUGCUUCGCUGCUGGAACAGACCGCGAGCAACACCCCCGAGGGCAAGGGUCCCCUCCACUCCGUCCUGGUGCACUCCUAA